AUGAGCUCUCGACCGGUUCGAAUAGCAGGUGCCUCCGGCUCCGCAUCAGACCGCCGCCAUGCCAUCGCAGAAUUCGCCCACAACUAUCCUCGCGAUCCCGUGGAUGUCAUAAUCGCCGAUUUCAUGAGCGAAGCCAACAUGGUAGUUGCUGCCGGACGUCGAGUCGAUUUAGACAAGGCACGCUCUAAAUCGGACAUGUCUGGUAACAACACUGAUAUACCACCGGGAUAUGAGCCGUCUUUCCUUUUGGCCCUGGAGCCGGCCCUGGAAGAUCUGGCGAAGUACCGCAUCAAGCUCGCUGUUAAUGCAGGGAACACGGACACUCAGGGACUGUAUGAGGUGGUGACGAGCAUGGUUCGUGCGAAAGGGUUGGAUCUGAAGGUGGCCUGGGUAGCUGGAGACGAGGUUUUGGCCACGGUCCAAACGGCGCUGGCAGCAGGCAAGUCGUCUUUCAGAAACAUUUACACCAACGAGGUACUUUCAGACUGGUCGUUCGAACCGAUCUUUGCGCAAUGCUACCUCGGAGGCCUUGGCAUUGCGGCUGCCUUUGCUGAAGGGGCCGACAUUGUACUCUGCGGACGAGUGUCUGAUGCAUCUCCGGUGAUUGGAGCGGCAUACUGGUACCACAGAUGGCAGCGGAGCGACCUUGAUAAGCUCGCCAACGCCUUUGUCGCGGGACAUCUCAUUGAGUGCAGCAACUAUGUCUGCGGAGGCAACUUUACAGGCUUCAAAGAACUAGAGCACGUCGGCAGAGACGGCUGGUCUAACAUCGGCUACCCCAUCGCCGAGAUAUCAGCAGAAGGCAAGGUCGUCAUUACAAUGCAGUCAUAUACCAGCGGGGGCGCCGUCACGGUGGAUACCUGUUCGUCCCAGCUACUAUACGAGAUCCAAGGUCCCUGGUAUUUCAAUUCGGACGUUACAGCCAUCCUAACAGACAUCCACUUCGAGCAACUGGGCACCAACCGCGUGGCUCUCCACGGCGUCCGCUCCGCUCCGCCACCCCCAACCACAAAGGCCGGCAUCACAGCCCGCGGCGGCUUCCAAGCAGAGGCGUCCUAUUUCCUCGUGGGCCUUGACAUCGACGCCAAAGCCCGCAUGCUAGAAGCGCAGAUCAGACACCUCCUAGCCCCUUACAGCCCCAACUACACAUCGCUCAGAUUUUCCACUCUCGGCUCCUCCCCCGACAAUCCUAGAGACCAGAACAGCGCAACCGUCACCUUCCGCGUUAUAGCACAAGCCCGCAACGCCGAGGACAUCGCACCAAAUGCCUUCCUACGCCCCAUCACCGACAAUAUCAUGCAGGGCUACCCAGGCGCAACCUUCCACCUCGAUCUGCGCCAGGGCUUCCCAAAGCCGAUAUUCGAGUACUACGUGACCCUCCUCCCGCAAGAAGCCAUCACGCACCGCGUCCACCUUCCCUUCAAGAACAGCAAGAUCCUCACCAUCCCGCCACCCCCUGAAACAAGAACCUACCCAGACCGCCAACCCUGCGAGUCCGCGUCCGUAAAUCUAAACGCAUCCGCAUCGGCGGUGAACGUGGACAUGGUAACCCUAACAACCAACCCGUCCGGACCCGUUAUCGGCGCCGCCAGGCCCGCCACGGUCAACAACGGGCUUAGCCUCACCCCGCGCUGUCAAGCACGUCAAUUCGCGCGAAAUGCUGAGCCUGAAGUCUCUGAAACUGGGUUUGAGACACCAUUCGGCCCCACCGUCCGCGGCCCACUCGGCUGGCUCUGCCACGCCCGCUCCGGCGACAAAGGGCCCGACGCAAAUUGCGGUUUCUGGGUGCGGCACGCCGAUGAAUACACGUGGCUCUGUGGGCUGCUUAGCAUCGAGACCGUGGCGAUCCUUUUAGGGGAUGAAAUCCGGUAUCGCCCAGGGGCCAAAACGAACGCCGAGCAAAAUGCGCGCCCCAGCCCGAGCCCGAACUAUACCCGGGCCCGGGCAAAUGUAAAUGUGACACUGAGCAUCGAGCGCUUUGAGCUGAAGAAUCUGCGAGCCGUGCACUUCCUCUUUCGCAAUCUACUUGACUGCGGCGUGUCGUGUACGACGACGGUCGACUUUUUGGGGAAGAAUGUUGCGGAGUUCCUCAGGGCGCGGUGGGUGGAUCUCCCAGUGAGGUUUUUGAAUAGGGGCAAGCUGUGA
Molecule: messenger RNA, 2145 nt
Organism: Aspergillus mulundensis
Lineage: Eukaryota; Fungi; Ascomycota; Eurotiomycetes; Eurotiales; Aspergillaceae
Product: acyclic terpene utilization AtuA family protein
Exons: 3
Coding region: 1-2145 (714 amino acids)
Source: RefSeq, a predicted model, not a curated record